Panonychus citri (citrus red mite) is the source of this 7935-nucleotide messenger RNA. It is a transcript of the gene Khc-73, whose product is annotated as kinesin-like protein KIF13A. Gene Ontology annotation, molecular function: microtubule motor activity; ATP hydrolysis activity; ATP binding. Gene Ontology annotation, biological process: cytoskeleton-dependent intracellular transport; microtubule-based movement. The coding region runs from base 1763 to 6028 and encodes 1421 amino acids. Lineage: Eukaryota; Metazoa; Arthropoda; Arachnida; Trombidiformes; Tetranychidae. The record is from RefSeq and is a predicted model, not a curated record. Gene Ontology annotation, cellular component: kinesin complex; microtubule. The transcript is spliced from 2 exons.
UCAUUGUUCAGGUAACAUCAACAAUCUGUUGUAUCUUUUACUCAUGUUGAUCAGUUGAUUAUGAUAAAAAUUGUCACUCUUUAUCAAUAAUUAAAUUACUUUUUCCAUAGAACUUGUAAUAUUGAUUAGUUAUUGAAAACAAUCAACUAAAACCAUCAAAAAGUUUUCACCAUAAAAAUUGUCAACAUUCAUGGACACUUUAUAAUCAUUGUUAUGAUUGGAAUUAAUUUUUGGAUAAUGAAAUUAUCUCAAUUUUAAUCAUCAUCAAUUAUUCAGCAUAAGCUACAAAUAAAUCACCUCUUCGUUAAAUAAUAAUAACAAUCAGUGAAUCAAUAUUUAAGAAUUCAAUCUGGACUCAUUGGUUGUGAAUCGGUUCUCCAUCACUUCAUCUCUUCAUAUGAGUGAAUUAUGGUGAAAAUGUUGCUUCUUUUCAUUUCAAUUAAUCGGCAUAAAUAUCAACAUCAUCAUCAUCAACAUAAUCUACUAUUUAAUCAGAUACAAGUUUAAACAUUCAACUUGAUUUUAUUCUCCGGCCUCAACAAGAAGAAGAAGAAGAAGAAGAAAAAACCUUCGAUAAUGGUUACUCUGAAAAUGUAAUUGUUCUUCAAUAAUUAAUAUAUUCUGAACACACCAAACAGUUCAUACAAAUUCAGUACCUUACACACGCAAUCAUCUUAGCAACUUAAUUUCCUUUUCUCUCCCUUUCCUUUUUCUUACUCUGUUGUUUCUUCUCCUUCUUUUCAUCAGUGAAAACAAAACCUUUUCCCUUUUACUUAUCAAGUUUACAUACGAAAUCAUCUUUUUCUAUUCUUCUCUCUUUUCCCCUGUCUUCUAUUCUAUUCUCUUUCUCUUUCUCCCUCUCUCUCUCUCAAUGUGUGUUCUACAUCAUUCUACCUUGCAUCUCAAUUAAUCAGCAAUUUUUCAUGUUGCUGUUAUCGUUUACAAAUAGAUACCUUGGGUUACCUCUGGAUUGUGCUAUUUCCACCAUUAUUUUACUGUGAUACCUUUAAUUACUGUUCAUGUCCUUGAUGACCAACACCUGAACUACCUGAACAACUACAUCUAAUUCAACUCAAACAAAAUCUAUUCCACCUUCUCCUGUUUACUUUUCUUCAUCUUCUCAACGAGUUAUUUAGAUCUUCGAAGGUCGAAAAUUGUUUUGUUUUAUUUUUCUAUUCAUUUGAUAUACAUACUAUAUCUACUCAAUCUCUCUAUCUUUCUCCUCUUUUUAUCUUCUUUCUUUUCUCUCUCUCUCUCUCUCUCCCUCAACUUGAAUUACAGACUCAAGGAAGUUGAGUUUGAAACGUCCACUAACAGAUGAGAAUUUACCUUCUAACUUCACAUUCUCUUGCUUCUGGUUCACUUUUUUUCACUGUUAUUUGUUCAGUUCUAUUUGUUUCUUUCUGAUAUCAUCAUUCAUCGCCAAGAAAACAAAGCCUUUUCUUAAUUGUUGUUAAUACUCUCUAAUUGACUGACAUCCGUUCCGAUUUAUUUUACAUUAACUUGUAAAAAAUUUUAUACCAUCUACUUUUCUGUGCUUUCACCAAAUAUUCAUCAUCCCAAUCAGCUUUACCAUUCCAAUCAUCUCUACAACCUCAUCAUCAUCGUCAUCAACAAUUUUAUCGGUUAUCAUCAUAGUUAUAAUUGGUUGACAUAUUGGCUGGUAAACAGAGGAAAUUGAUAGAGGAUAACAAAGACUGUGUUUAGAUUGACUUUGCAAUAAUAAUAAAUUGUGUUUUAUUAUUACUCAUAAACAGCAAUCAUGGCAACCGAUAAAGUUAAGGUUGCUAUUCGAGUGAGACCUUUUAAUCGUCGAGAAAUCGAACUUGGUACUAAAUGUGUUAUCGAAGUUAAAGAUGAACAAAUUAUUCUAUUUAAUCCAAAUGAUUUAACUAAAGAUGGUUCACUUAAUCGUCGGGGACAAAAGGUUUUCGCUUUUGACAAUUGUUUCUGGUCUUUUAAUGAAAAAGAUUCUCAUUUCGCUAACCAGGAAAAAGUUUUCAAUCAAUUAGGCACCGAUGUGUUACAAAGUGCUUUUGAAGGAUACAAUGCAUGUAUCUUUGCCUACGGACAAACUGGAUCUGGUAAAUCAUAUACCAUGAUGGGCUCAUCAGAUUCUAAAGGUCUUAUACCAAGAUUAUGUGAUAGUAUAUUUGAAACAAUUGCAGCAAAUUCAGAUCCAAACAAAAGUUUCAAAGUUGAAGUGUCUUACAUGGAAAUUUAUAAUGAAAAAGUUCACGAUCUUUUGGAUCCCAAAGGUGUUAAACAAAAUCUACGUGUACGUGAGCACAAUAUUCUUGGUCCAUAUGUUGAUGGUUUAUCAACGUUGGCUGUCUCUUCAUAUGAAGAGAUUGACAAUUUAAUGAUUGAAGGAAACAAAUCUCGUACAGUUGCUGCAACUAAAAUGAAUUCUGAAUCAAGUAGAUCUCAUGCUGUUUUCACGAUAACUUUGACUUGUACCAUAUACGAUCCCUCAUCUAGUGUUUUCGGUGAAAAAGUGUCCAAAAUGAGUUUAGUCGAUUUAGCUGGUUCAGAGAGAGCAGUUAAGACUGGAGCAGUUGGCGAAAGACUGAAAGAAGGUUCAAAUAUAAAUAAAUCAUUAACCACUUUGGGCUUGGUAAUUUCUAAAUUAGCUGAUCAAGCGUCAGGUAAAUCGAAAGGUGAUCAAUUUAUACCUUAUAGAGAUUCCGUGUUAACCUGGUUACUUAAGGACAAUUUAGGAGGUAAUUCGAAAACGGUUAUGGUCGCUACUGUUAGUCCAGCUGCCGAUAAUUACGAAGAGACUCUUUCUACUCUUCGAUAUGCCGAUAGAGCUAAAAGAAUUGUUAAUCAUGCUGUUGUUAAUGAAGAUCCUAAUGCUCGUAUGAUUCGUGAAUUGAAGGAGGAAAAUGAACAAUUGAAAGAAAUGUUGAAACAAUCAGGUCAAACUGAAGAUCUGAGAGAUCGUUUAGCUGAGUCAGAGAAGUUAAUUAAAGAAAUGACACAAACUUGGGAAGAGAAACUGCGUCGAACUGAAGAGAUACACCAAGAAAGACAACAAGCUCUUGAGAAAAUGGGUAUUUCUGUCAAAUCAUCUGGUAUCAAGGUCGAAACGGAUAAAUUUUACUUGGUAAAUCUCAAUGCCGAUCCAUCAUUGAACGAAUUGUUAGUUUAUUAUCUUAAAAAUCGCACCCUGGUGGGUCGAGCUGAUGCAACCAAGGAACAGGAUAUUCAGUUAUCCGGUAUUGGUAUAAUGCCGGAACAUUGUGUCAUGGAGAUUGAUCAUGAUACACAAGAGUUAUUUAUAAUUCCAUUAGAAGGUGCAAGAACUUUUAUCAAUGGAAUUCAAAUAGAUGAUAAAACUCGAUUGCAUCAUGGUGAUCGAUUGUUAUGGGGUAACAAUCACUUUUUCCGCGUUGCCUGUCCAAAGACCAGUAAUAAUCGCUCAAGUCCAAACAACAGUAGUGCUAAUGUAAAUAGUGGUAACGGUGAUUGUAAUAACAUUAUACCACCAGAGGAAAGACCCAUUGACUAUGAAUUUGCCAGGGAAGAGUUAAUGAUGAAAGCAUUGAGUAAUGAUCCAAUUCAAGAUGCAAUGAAAUCGCUGGAGCGUCAAAGGGAAGAAGAUAAAAAUCGUGCCUUGGAAAAACAACGUGAAAUGUAUGAGAGACAAUUACAAAUUCUUCGUAGUCAAAUGUCACCAACAUCAUCACCCUAUGGUCAUGGGGGAUUUCAAAAGAGUGGAUUCUAUGAUCCUCUUACCAUGACCUGGAAUCGAUCACCUUUGUCAAGUCCCAAUGUAACAAAUCGUAUUGAUCGUUGGGCUGCUGAUCGAGAUGAAGUGUUUAAAAGAAGUCUAACCAAAUUGAAAGAAGACAUAGUGAAAGCAAAUUCGCUUGUGAUGGAAGCGAAUUUUUUGGCUCAAGAGAUGUCACGAAAUACUGAAUUCAAAGUAACCCUUCAAAUACCUGCAGCAAACUUGAGUCCUAACCGGAAAAAAGGUGCAUUCGUUAGUGAGCCGGCGAUUCUGGUUAAAAGGAAAAACAAAGCACCACAAGUUUGGUCAAUGGAAAAACUUGAGAAUAAAUUGAUCGAUAUGAAAGAUCUCUAUGAUGAAUGGAAAGAAAAGAAUGGAGCACUUGAUGAUGAUGUUUCCAGUACAUCUUCAAGUAAUUUGUCACUCAUAAUUGAUCCAUUUUACGAGUCAACAGAAAAGCAUCACUUAAUUGGUGUGGCAAACAUCUUCCUUGAAGUGCUCUUUCAUGAUGUUACCUUGGACUACCAAGUUCCCAUCAUCAGUCAACAAGGAGAGGUUGCUGGACGAUUGCACAUUGAGGUCAGUCGUAUUGCAGGCUCUAUUGGUGAAAGAUUUGGCGAUGCAUCGUCCGAAGUUAGUUCUGAACAGGGAUCUGCAAGUGAAAAAGACUCUAACAAUACCGUUACCAUUAAGGUCGCGGUUAAAGCCGCUCGAGGUAUUCCACUGACUCUCUCGAAUUAUGUUUUCUGUCAAUACACUUUUUGGGAUUAUCCAGACGCUAUUGUGGUUCCUACGAUUGAUUCGAGUGAAUCAAAUCUUCCCAAAUUUGUUUCUGAAGGAACAACAUUUAAAUUUGCUCAUGAAAAAGAAUUUACAAUACAAGUGACUGAAGAAUUUCUCGAAUAUUGUUCGGAAGGUGCCUUAUCGAUCGAAGUGUGGGGUCAUCGAAGUUCAGGUUUCAGCUCAUUCCAUUCAGAUUGGGAUAUCGCUACAGCUCAACAAGUUGUCUCAAGAUCUUUGGCUGAUCGUUGGGCUGAAUUGAAAAGAAAAAUUGAAUUGUGGGUUGAAAUUCAUGAAUUAAACGAUAAAGGUGAAUAUAGUCCUGUAGAAGUUGCUUCUCAAGAUGAUAUUUACACCGGCGGUGUUUACCAAUUACGUCAAGGUCAACAGAGACGUAUUGUUGUUAAAGUGAUUCCUGCUCAAGACUCUGGCUCGUUACCUGUAAUCUGUGAAGCGAUAACAUCAAUUCAAAUUGGUUGUGUUUGUCAUCGAUAUCGAGUUCAAACUUCAUUAGAUUCUUACCAAGAAGUUGAUCUUGCUGUUCUCAAGUUAAAAUGGUCCGAUGCACUAAGUAAACGUAAAGAGUAUUUGGCUAAACAUAUGAAAGAAUUGGUCAAUAAAUCUAAUAAGAGUGAAGAGGAACGUGAAAGAGAGAAAAAUCUUGUUGGACAAUGGAUAAGUUUGACUGAAGAGAGAAAAGCAGCAAAUGAUCCACCAGCGGGCUCAGAAAUUCCCGGUGCUCCACCGACUUGGGAUCCACUUCCGGGAAUGGAAAGACACAUACCUGUGAUAUUUCUUGAUCUUAAUGCUGAUGAAAUGAGCAGCAGUUUAUUAUCCAACCUUGGAGAAUCUUCAGUCCUAUUAGCUGGAUCCAAUUCAACGAUACCCAAAGAACACAGUGAUCUAUUUGUUGAUCUUCGAAUAACCAAAUUUUCUGAAGAUGUUUGUUCAGCGACCGCAGUUUGGGACUCAUCCGUCCACGAUUCUCCAGCCCUUAAUCGACCAACAAGUGCAAAUGAUAGAGUUUAUCUUAUUCUAAAAGUUUCCGUCCGACUAAGUCAUCCAGCUUUAAUGGACUUGGUCUUGCGAAAAAGACUCGCCAUAAAUGUUUAUAAACAACAAUCACUCACUGAAAGAAUCAAAAAAAGUUUAAAACGUUACGAUAAUAUAACAGCAACCGGAGUAACUUAUGAAAUUGUUUCCAACAUUCCGAAAGCCUUUGAAGACAUUGAAGAUCGUGAAUCUUUGGCCUUAAUGGCUGCUUCCUGUGAUAAUAAUAAUAGUUGUGAUGGUGAAAGUUACAUUGAAAAAUAUACCCGAAGUGUUUCCGCCGUGGAGAGUAUCCUUGCUUUGGAUCGAUUGAGACAAGAAGUUGCUAUCAAAGAGCUUCUAGCAGCCAAAGGAAGCUUCCGGGAAGCGCUUCUCCGUAAAACAUUAAGUGUACCCAACAUGGGUGUUUUGAGCCUGUCGGAGCGUAGUUUUGACCGAGAGACAUUGCCACCGUUAUUUUAAAUAAUUGAUUUCAUGCAACGAUGAUCAAUCAUCCCUCUUUAUCGUUUAAACCAUCGUCACCAUCCAAAUCAUAUUGAACAUCAAAAUGAUCGUCACACAUUUUUGGUUUUAUCUCUCUUCCUGUAGUCUUUCUCGAUUUUUCCCAUUAUCUCCCUUUUACCCUUCCUCCAUUUCUCUCUCCCUUCUAUCUUUUCUACUCUGUUUCAUUCAAUUUCAUUCUCAUUCUCAUUCUUAUCAUCAUCAUUAUCAUCAUGUUAAAACCCUCAACUCCUCUUUAUUUCUUCUCUCAAAAUCAAAUGUUAAUUCGCAAUUUCAACUUCCAUUUUUAACUUCAUUAUGUACAAACAAAGGAAAAGCAAGAUUUUCUGAACGUCAAUAAUCCUCCCUGUAUGUUGUUUGGCUUAUCCUGGUUUUUACUUUUCUCUUGGAUAAAUGAUUCAACUAUUAUAAGCUCAAGUGAAUCCUAUGAAAGAGCUCCAUUGACAUUCUAGUUGAAAGACAAAGUAUCUCUAUCUUUCCCGUUGUUUACCUUUCUUGAUUCAUGUUGACGUCCAAAGCCUUGAUAUUUCAUUCAUUACACACAAACACUUUCCAUUGAAAUUAUUACAUAACGAUUGGUCUCAUCAAGCCUGUUGAUUGGCGGCGAUUCACUUCUGUUUGGUUAAUCAACUGACCAGGAAAACCUCAAUGAUACACAAAACAAAAAUUGCUCUUUCAACUCUAGAAAUCAAUUUACAUCCACACAAUCAAAAACAAAUCAAUAAAAUUGCGAUAAUUUUUCCAAUUCUCCUUAAAAUCCAAGAAUCCAUCCAAGAUAAUUAAAUUAAAUCCAUUCCAACGAAUCAUCAUUAAAAUCUAUCAACUUUCCUUCAAAACAAUGAUCAAGAAAAAAUGUUGUUUUGUUCCUGAUUUUCCAGACUGAAAUUAACCAAUAAUUAUAAAACAAAUUCGGAUGCAUGAUCAACAAAUUUGUAUAGUUUUUGAAAUAAUAUUGAUUUUAUAAAUAUAUAAAUGAACAAACUCACUUAUAUCUUAUAUCAAACUUAUUGUUGUUUCAGAAAAAAAGCAGAAUUAAGAAAAACUGAUCUUUCUUAAAGUCUUGUUCUUCCUGUAAAAAAAAGUUCAUGCUUUGAUUCACUCAGUUGGUUCAGAGAGAAGGUAAAAAAGUUAUAUCACUGGAAACUGUCAAUCGGAUAAAACAAUGAGAGUAACUGAAGAAAACAACUCGGGGUAUAAUCAAAGAUGUUACAAACCAUGACAUCGGAAAGUCAGGAUAAUUAUUACAUGACAAUGAGCAACAGAUAGAUGAUGAUGAUGAUGAUGAGUAGAAGAAGAAAAGAAGAUCAACAAGGAAAAGGAGUAGAUUAGAAAAAGAGAAUUGAUGUUUUCUGUUGAAUAUUAACAUUGAUUCAUUUUUCUUUCUCCUGUCAACAAUCAGUGUUGCCCAUCGACGACAAUUUGACACUUUGCUUUCAUUGAUUAGUUUCUUGUGAAUCUGUGAGAAGAACUUUUUCUUACAAGAGAUUCAAAUUGUGAAUCAUGAAGAUAAAGGAAGAGAAAUGUAGUCAUGGUCGGUAAAUUUUCCGCAUCAAAAUGUUCAAUCAUUACCAUGUUCAUAUUAAUGCUUCUAAUGUUUGUCACCUCGCAAGUCACUUACCUUUUAAAUGAUAAUAAGUGACAACAUCUGAAUGAACAUAGAUGAGCCUCUUUUCAUUGUCUUUUAGCCCUUUAAACAUUUUCUUGCUCAAGUUAAUCGUAUUUCUUUUGAUGGUCUGAUUGUCGUGAAAAAGUAAACAUAAUCACAAUCAUUUCCACCAUUGCAAUCAAAUGAUCAUCCAAAUUAUGUAAACUUUGUUGUGAAUGAUUAUCCAAUUAAACUUUUUCCUUAUGGAUCACGUUCAUCUUAA